CGCUGGUUUUCCCUCUUCGGUUGCCAAAACCCUUCUCGCCUCGCUUCCUCUCUCUUUGUCCGCUAAGGAGUUUCACUUUCUGUCUCUUUUUCCGAGAAUUAGGUUAGGGUUAGGGUUUCGCGAGCUCGAGGGGGGGCGAGAUGGUGGCGGACAACGGGAAGAAGUCGAAGGUAGCGGAGAGAGGGGAGGAGGAUUCCGAUCAUAUUGAUGGAGAGCUCGUGCUGUCCAUCGAGAAACUGCAGGAGAUUCAAGAUGAGCUCGAGAAGGUUAAUGAGGAAGCAAGUGAUAAAGUUUUGGAGGUGGAACAGAAAUAUAAUGAGAUUCGAAGACCUGUCUACAUUAAACGGAAUGAGAUCAUCCAAUCCAUUCCAGACUUUUGGUUAACUGCGUUCCUGAGUCAUCCUGCUCUUAGCGAUCUUCUGACAGAGGAAGACCAAAAGAUUUUCAAGUAUUUGGUUUCACUAGAUGUUGAAGAUUGUCAGGAUUUAAAGUCAGGCUACUCCAUUAUAUUUAACUUCUCUCCUAACCCAUAUUUUGAAGACACAAAGCUUGUGAAGACUUAUUCCUUCACUGAGGAAGGAGUGGCUAAUAUAACUGGUACGACUAUCAAGUGGAAGGAGGGUAUGGAGAUUGCCAAUGGUAAUGGUCAUGAGAAGAAGGGAGGCAAGCGACCUUUUACUGAGGAAAGUUUCUUUAGUUGGUUUGGUGAAACUCAACAGAAAAAUUUCUCAGAUGGUGUAACAGAUGAGGUGGCAGAGAUAAUCAAGGAAGAUUUAUGGCCCAACCCUUUGAAGUAUUUUAAUAAUGAGGCUGAUGAAGAGGACUUUGAUGGAGAUGAAGAUGAUGAAGAGCAUUUUCCUAUUUGCACACGCUAAUAAACUCUGCCCGACCAAUUAUGCUGUUUUUUGUCAGAAGGGAUCUGAAGAUGAUGAGGAUGGUGAGCAAGAUGAUGACGAAGAGGACGAUGAUGAGGAUGAUAGUUAGUCUCUUCUCGCAGCUUCUUUCGUUUGGGCUUCCACAACUUGGCUGUGGCGAGUGCCACUGCCAGGCAUGCUCAUCUUCUAUGGAAGGUCUUGAUUUUGAGGGGGGCGGCUUCUAAUCUUGCUUCAAGCUCCGUAGCUGUCAAUUUUUUUGUACUUUGUCUUUCAUGACCCUUGCUUAUAGCUGGUGGCCUGUCUAAAGCUAGAAAUUUAUUUAUCAUUAUGGGCGUGUCAAAUGUUUGUCCUUGGACUUGAAGAAUCUCGGCAUGCUGUGUUCUUCAGGAUCUAGGAGUUUGUAUGGAGAACCGGUGCAUCAUUUUUUUAAAACUUCUUUAGUUAUAUAAAUAUAUUACAUCAAUUUCAUGUGGUA
This is a messenger RNA of Phoenix dactylifera (date palm), 1350 nucleotides long. NCBI's taxonomy places the organism in Eukaryota, Viridiplantae, Streptophyta, Magnoliopsida, Arecales, Arecaceae. The record is from RefSeq and is a predicted model, not a curated record.